Messenger RNA from Syzygium oleosum, 1265 nucleotides. RefSeq names its product 28 kDa ribonucleoprotein, chloroplastic-like. The coding region runs from base 118 to 1137 and encodes 339 amino acids. The transcript is spliced from 4 exons. The record is from RefSeq and is a predicted model, not a curated record. NCBI's taxonomy places the organism in Eukaryota, Viridiplantae, Streptophyta, Magnoliopsida, Myrtales, Myrtaceae. Gene Ontology annotation, molecular function: mRNA binding. Gene Ontology annotation, cellular component: cytosol.
UGGACUUUCCGUCAUCUAUAAUUCCUAUGGUCUCUGUUUAACCCAACUCUCUUCUUCCUCUUCUUCUCUUAUCCUCUCGCCCAGUCAGUCACUCAAAAGUUCUCUCCUUCAAAGAAAAUGUCCUCUGCAACUGCACCCGUCUUCAAGCCCUUGUCCAUCACCGACUCAUGUCCACCUUCCCUCUUCACCUCCUCUUCAUCUGAGUCCCCUCACCCGUAUCUCCCAAUCCCUCACAGACCCAUCAAAAUCCACCUCUCUUGCUCUUCUUCCUCUUCUUAUCUUGCUCACUCUACGCUCGCCCCUCAUCCUCUGAGGAAGACCCAUCAUCCCAGUUUCGUCGCUUUCGUUGCCCAGACCUCGGAUUGGGCCCAGCAAGACGAGGACAACACGGUCACCACCACCCUUGAUCAAGAACAAGAACAAGAACAGGGCGGUGACUCCGAGUGGGAGAAUCAAGAAACCCAAGCUCAGGUCUCGGAUUGGGAAGGCGGGGGCGAGAGCAAUGAGGAUGGGGCUCUUGAGGAGGGAGAAGGAGAUGGAGGAGGAGAAGAAGAAGGAGAAGAAGGAGGAACUUUUGUGGAACCGCCUGAGGAGGCGAAACUCUUUGUUGGGAAUUUGCCUUACGACGUUGACAGUCAGAAAUUGGCCAUGCUCUUUGAGCAGGCUGGAACUGUGGAGAUAGCAGAGGUUAUCUAUAACAGACAGACCGAUCAAAGUCGUGGAUUCGGUUUCGUGACCAUGAGCACUGUCGAGGAGGCCGAAAAGGCUGUUGAUUUAUUCCACCAAUAUGACAUAAGCGGAAGAUUCUUGACUGUGAACAAGGCUGCUCCAAGAGGAUCGCGGCCAGAGAGACCCCCUCGCACAUUUGAGGCUUCUUUCAGAAUCUAUGUUGGCAACCUGCCUUGGGAUGUGGAUAAUGGUCGCUUGGAGCAGCUUUUCAGUGAGCAUGGGAAAGUGGUCAAUGCCCGGGUGGUUUAUGACAGGGAAACUGGCCGUUCACGAGGUUUCGGUUUUGUGACAAUGGCAUCAGAGACUGAAAUGAAUGAUGCCAUCGCUGCGCUUGAUGGGCAGAGCUUGGACGGAAGGGCAAUCAGGGUGAACGUGGCUGAGGAAAGAUCAAGACGUAGCGCCUUUUAAGUUAAAUUUUGAUAAUCCGGAUUUGAUUACUUUAGGUUGAUUCAUCAUGUCAUUCAUAAGUUCCCGCUUGUUUCCUGUGAGCCCAGUGUAAGCUUUUCCUAAAUGAUGCACAAGUUCUUUUCCUACCA